Molecule: messenger RNA, 960 nt
Organism: Cooperia oncophora
Lineage: Eukaryota; Metazoa; Nematoda; Chromadorea; Rhabditida; Trichostrongylidae
Source: the annotation of a GenBank genome assembly
AUGAGCUACAUUGACGUGGUGACGAUCAUCAUUCACAGCAUUUGUGACUCACUUGGAAUGUUGUUGAACUUGGCUCUCCUCUACUUUGUUUUGUUCCGAACCCCAUCUCGUUUCAAACUAUAUGCUAUAUUAAUCGGUAAUACAGCUAUCACUGAUUUCGUGGCAUCUUUCUCAUCUUGCGUCACGCAGCAAAGAAGUAGAAAUAAAACGACAAACGAAGUAGCAAAAACGGUCUUAGAAAAAGAGGAGGAAAAGCAAGAGAGGGAAGAAUACUAUAUAUUAAAAAAGCAGCAACCUUCGGCUCUAUCGCUUAAAGUUCUUAUAGCAGUUGUAUCGACACCAUCUGUAUUCCAAUUUGUAGGUGUAUCAAAACAGACCAAGGCCUUGACAGGCUAUACUGUUAAACUUCAGGUCAUACUGUGCUUUGCGAACCAAUCCACAACAAAUCUGCUCCCGAUAAUAGAGCGAGAGCUACCGAAUUAUGAUGUCGCGAACGAGGCAAUCUCCGGCCACACGGACGUGUUUGAGUGGAAACUAUUCACAGCAAUUUUGCACAUGACUGUGCCUAUUUUCCCAGUUUACCUUUGCAUUCUGAUACUUCGAAGACGAAUCAUUGCAAUGCUCUCGAUACAAGUCAUGUCCGAGAAUACGAAGAUCCUACAUAAACAACUACUUGAGGCUCUCACCUGCCAGGCAAUGCUACCCGGCGUGUUCUCCAUUGGCGUUCUAUGCUACCUUUGCGGCCAGCUGGGUAUCUACCACCAUCCGUUCCUGGAGGCAUUCACCUUAAUUGCAUUUAGCAUCAUGCCUUUGCUCAGUCCGCUCAUAAGUUUGUAUUUUAUAGCGCCUUACAGAAGGGCUAUUUUGAGCCUUUUCCAGAGAAAGCGAAGAACGUUACCAAGUAAUGGAGAAGUCACAGCUAAAUCCGAAACACAUGGUGUCAGUAUCAUCACCAGCUAA